AUGGCAAAGUCAAAAAAUCAUACAAAUCAUAAUCAAAAUAGGAAAGCUCACAAAAAUGGAAUAAAGAAGCCUAAGAAGCACAAAUUUAUGUCACGUAAAGGGUUGGACCCCAAGUUCUUUAAAAACCAGAGAUAUUGUUUAAAAGGAAUUUUAAAGAAAAAAAAAGAAUUAAAAUUAAAGCAAAAACAGGAAAAGAAAAAUUAG
Messenger RNA from Plasmodium malariae, 204 nucleotides. Its product is annotated as 60S ribosomal protein L29, putative. Gene Ontology annotation, molecular function: structural constituent of ribosome. Gene Ontology annotation, cellular component: cytosolic large ribosomal subunit; ribosome. Bases 1 to 204 code for a protein of 67 amino acids. The transcript has 3 exons. Gene Ontology annotation, biological process: cytoplasmic translation. The record is from RefSeq and is a predicted model, not a curated record. NCBI's taxonomy places the organism in Eukaryota, Apicomplexa, Aconoidasida, Haemosporida, Plasmodiidae.